AUGAGUUCAUCAAGGAUACCUUAUAGUAAGAGCCAGCAAGCCCUGAGUGAAAGAGAUUCGAGACGAGGGUACGAUAGUCGAGGAAGUUGGGUUCCAGACGAGGCAAGAUUGGCCCCUGGAGACGCGAACAGACGGGCAUACGACGAAGGCGCACCGCACUAUUAUACUACAAGUGGCACGACUAGCGACGCAGAGCAGUACCAAAUCGACUGCUAUUCCAUCACACAGGAAGACGAAGAAAUGUCGAAGCAAGUCCUCUUCUACGGCAAGGAACACCAGCUCUGGGAAGCCAUUACCUACUCCGAAAUCAAGUUCUUGACAGACGACGCUUUCGACGAAGACAAACGGAAGCAAGCAGCUUACUUCGCCUCCCUGUUCCGUGGCACCGCACUACGUUGGCUGGCAGACGAGAGACAACGAGACCCGAUCAUUCUGAACAACUACGAGAAUCUCAAAGCAACUGCGAUCUCUGCGUUCGCAAAAAGUGACAAAGCUCGCCGGCAGGAAUCAAAAAUACAACAAUUUCGGUGCCUUCUACUCGCUCCCAGACGGCUUUCAUCAGACAUCGGCAGAAGGUCGUUUUUAGAAAGGAGAUUCCUGACCGACUGGCUACGCCAUCGCGGCAUUGCUUACGAAAAACAAGUUCCUCCCGAUCAAAUCUACAACACGAGUCGUGGCGCAAUUUGCAAUCCUUCGCGCAGAGAGACAAGAACCACGAAAUCGAGCAAGAGCAAGAUGAAUGCAGACAGGCCAACUCAGGUGAAACAUGGCAAAAUACCGUAUCCUGCUACUGACGAACACGUGGUUAUGGUUCUACCUUAUCCACGAGACAACCAAGGUCAGCCGGGACGGCAAUUCCAGUGGCCUCCUCACAACCCGCGCAAUGAACUCCCUGAUGCAGCAGAAGCUCCAGGUGUUAAGUUUUGGACGGCCAAAGACGUAACCGAGGAUUCAUUUCCAAAUUGUUCGACAAAGGAUCACCAUCACUCGUCAGGUUCUGGACUUAGGGGCAUUUAUUUUGCGAUGCUCGUUGAGAACCGGAUCCGCAAGAAGCAGCUUGCGGCUUUCCGAAGCGACCCUCAGAAUGAGGCCCGAGACGUCGAUUUUGGAUACUGGGUUAAAAACCGCGACGGCAGCGAUGCCAUCGUCAAAGUCCCCCGGGAGGUCUACGAUCAGGUGCCUGAAGAGUAUCGCGUCAACGGCGACACCCUUGUUUAG
This is a messenger RNA of Rasamsonia emersonii CBS 393.64, 1218 nucleotides long. RefSeq lists its product as uncharacterized. Lineage: Eukaryota; Fungi; Ascomycota; Eurotiomycetes; Eurotiales; Trichocomaceae. The record is from RefSeq and is a predicted model, not a curated record. The coding region runs from base 1 to 1218 and encodes 405 amino acids. The transcript has 4 exons.